AAGCUAACUUAACUUUUUUCGUAAAAACCUAAUGGCAUGGAAUAUGUGGCUGUGAGAUUAAGUAUUGAUUUUGAAUGUUAAAAAAAAAUUUAAUGUGUAUAUAUUAAAUACUUUAAAAAUGGAAAAAGUAUUUAUUUUUAUUUUUAUUAUUUCUUAUUCGUUUUAUGAAAUCCAAAGCGUAAAUGUUGUACGCCCAAGAGGUAUUGCAUUUGAAAGAGCUUCUCUGUAUAUUCCUGAUAAAGAUUUUGCAUGCUUAGAUGGAAGCUUUGUUAUACCAUUUUCAUUUGUAAAUGAUGAUUACUGUGAUUGUCCGGAUGCAAGUGAUGAACCAGGCACAUCAGCAUGCCCUAAUGGCACAUUCCAUUGUACUAAUGCUGGUCAUAGGUCACUUACUAUACCAUCAUCAAGAGUAAAUGAUGGAAUUUGUGACUGUUGUGAUGGUUCAGAUGAAUGGGGUACCACUAAAAACAUAAGUCCUUGUAUAAAUACUUGUGAAGAACUUGGACGUGCAGCAAGAGAAGAAGCUGAAAGAGUUCAACAAAUGAUUGUUGCUGGAAAUGAAAUACGUGAACAGUUUAUUUUAAAAGCUAAAGAACAAAAAACAGAAAAACAAAAAAGAAUUUCUGAACUUAUGAACCAAAAAAUCGAAGCUGAAAGUAUUAAAAAUGAAACAAUGGUUGUUAAAGAAAAAGCUGAAGAACUAGAAAAAUCUGUUUUAGAAAAAUAUCGGAUAAUUGCCGAUGAAAAAAGGAAACAACAAGAAGAACUACAAAAGGUGAAAGAUCAAAAUGAAGCAUAUGAAGCAUUUCAUGAUAUUGAUACUAAUAAAAACAACAUAAUUGAAGAAAAUGAAAUAGAAGGCUAUAGCACAUUUGACCAAAAUAAAGAUGGUAUGGUUUCUGAAGAUGAAAAAGAUUAUUUUAUGGAAACUAAAAAGGAAAUGAAUUUGGAUGAGUUUAUGUUAAAUGGUUGGAGUCGUCUUAAACAAUUACUUUUGACUGAAAAUGUUGAAACUGAAACAACAGAAGAUACUAUUGAAAAAGAUGGGGAUGGUCAAUUUGAGGAAAUAGAACAAAGUGAUGACCACCCAGAUGACGAUAUUGAGCAUUUAGAUUCUGCUGAUGCGGUUGAUGAAUCUCAAUAUGAUGAAGAAACUCAGUUAAUAGUUGAAGAAGCCAAAAGAGCUCGUGAAUCAUUUGAAGAAGCUGAUAGAAAGUUUAGAGAUAUUGAACGAAAAAUAUCUCACUUGCAUGAUUCAUUAUCAAAAGAUUAUGGAAUAGAUGAUGAAUAUGCUACAUUGGAUGGAGAAUGUUAUGAACUCUCUGACCAUGAAUAUGUUUAUAAAUUGUGUUUGUUUGAUCAAAUUACUCAGAGAUCCAAAAAUGGGGGCUCAGAAAUAAGACUGGGUACAUGGAAUAGUUGGAUUGGCGAACCAAAAUAUCGCACCAUGUUAUAUGAUAGAGGUCAAUCAUGCUGGAAUGGCCCCCCUCGUUCAACUCAUGUACGUUUGAGCUGUGGUUUAGAAGCUGCUCUAAUAUCAGCAUCAGAACCUAACCGUUGUGAAUAUGUCAUGGACUUUAUUGUUCCAGCUGCUUGUGUUCAAUUCAAUGAGAAAACAUCUACUUCUGAGCGUGGUCAUGAUGAGUUAUAGAACCAAUCCAUUGUAACUACUUAUUUAAAAAAUGAAUAUUUGUAUAUUAUUGUAUUUUUAUUAUUCAUGGUCUAACAUGAUGUUUACUAUAUUUUGUUCGGUGAAUAAUAAGUGUUCUUUAUUACUAAACUUUAAAAAUGGUAUUAUAUUGAAGAUCAUUUUUAAAAUCAAGAAAAUGGUAUCAGUUCUAGUUAUGUAAUAUAGAAAAAAAAAUUAUCAUAUGUAAAAGAACUAUUUCAUUGUUAAUUUAUUAAAUACAUUGAAUUUUCUCAUUUAUUAAUUAAA
This is a messenger RNA of Daktulosphaira vitifoliae (grape phylloxera), 1936 nucleotides long. RefSeq names its product glucosidase 2 subunit beta (gene GCS2beta). Gene Ontology annotation, cellular component: glucosidase II complex. The record is from RefSeq and is a predicted model, not a curated record. The transcript is spliced from 9 exons. The coding region runs from base 119 to 1651 and encodes 510 amino acids. NCBI's taxonomy places the organism in Eukaryota, Metazoa, Arthropoda, Insecta, Hemiptera, Phylloxeridae. Gene Ontology annotation, biological process: N-glycan processing. Gene Ontology annotation, molecular function: protein binding.